UAAUAGCCAGAGAUCGACUCGUAUCAGUUACGAAUGAAUUAAGGCGCGAUGACUCAAUAAUUUUGGUGAAGUGUUGAAAGAGUGGAAAAUUAAGAAAAUGACAUGGCGAUCGAGCUGAAAUUUUCAAAACCAGACGCCGGUUCCCAUUGGGGAUUUCGGUUGGUGGGGGGAGCCGAUUUUAACGAACCCUUAGUGGUUGUUAAGGUAGAUAAAAAUAGCUUUGCUGAAAAUGCAGGCUUGAUGGUGGGCGAUGUCGUAGUUCGAGUAAACGACACCCCCACAGCGGGAUUAACCCAUGCCGUUGCCCAUGAUUUAAUUUUUGAUGCAGGAAAUGAGUUUAUAGUGGCUAUACGAAGAGGAUUGUUUUCUGAUAUCCCAGUGCCAACGGAGGACGACAUUAAUAGCGAAAUAGAAAAUAUACUUAAAGAAUCUUUAGCUGAACAACUUGAAGGCAUAAAGAAAGAAACCCGGGUCACACCAUCACCUGUUCUAGAAAAUCUAUCAGGGCAAGAGCAGUUGGUACAACCUCAAAAAGGUGAUAAGGUAACUGGAGGCAAGAAAAAAAAGUGGUCGACGUUUUUAGUCAAACCCAAGAAUCCUGUACCAAAGGCACAGGCUGUCCCAGUACAAAAGAUUGCAGAACCAUAUAAAGUCAAGAUAGUAAAACAACCUAGACGAGACCCCAAAGAUGUACUAAAUCACAAGAAAACCGUAAAGUUCGAGCCCAACGUGGUAGAAGUCGAAAUAUCUCGAGAAUCUUCAAUAGCUUCUAUGACUGAAUCUUCCGAAUCGAUUGAUUUACCACUACCGAGCGAAAUAGAAAUGGAGACCUCAGUAAAAAUAAUUGAAGAAACUACUGUAGAAAUUUGCGAGGAGGGCAAUGAUGAUUUUGAUACUCUUAGAUCGGAUUCUUCGAAUGAGAUUUCUUCACCAGAACAUAAGUCUACGCCAAUUUUGAAGCCUAAGCCAAUUGAUAUUCAUAUUGAGCCUGUUGUAUGCGAGUCCUCGCAAUCCUUAGCAGAGCAGCUAGCUGCAGUACAAAAGCAACUAUUGCUCUUAUCUCAGCUACCUUCAGCUAUUCAGGUUACUUUAGAAGCGGUAACGGAACAACUCAAUAAAAUUGCUUUGGAUAAGCUAAGUACGAUAGACGAGAAUGAGAAUUGCGAAGAGAAUGUGGAUAAUGUAUGUGAUAAAUCCUCAGGAGAAGAAGAUGCAGCCGAGGAAAACUUAACCGAGUCAGAAAACGCAGAACAUGAUAUAACUGAAAACGGAAUUGAAGAUGAAGAUCAGCCAAAUUUGGAAGAGUUCGAGGUAGAUGAAGCAAUAAAUGAGGAAUCUGCAAUGCCCGAUGUUAAUAGGGCAGAAGAAAUGAAAACCGAUGUUGAAGAAACAAGGGAAGCAGAAGUGAUUGAUCCCUAUGCUGGCCUUACCGAGGAAGAGAAAGAAGCUAAAAUUAGGGAGGAGCAAUUGUUGGCAAAAAAACAAAAGUUACAAGAAGAAAGAAACAAAAUGGACUGGCCGCAACGUCCGAUAGUUCUUCCGGGUGGAACGAAAUGGAUCGAUCCCAACGACGCUACCCCAAAACCAAAAACUACCAAAAUGUCCGAUGAAAAAAUUUGCAAAACCCUUGACGAGUUUUCGGAAGUGAUUGUGGGAAAAACGAAAGGCAUCAAUUUCUUGAAGUACCAGCCUCCGGCAAAGAAUCUCGACUAUCUUCAGAAGUCGGAAGUGUAUCGUCUAAUUCACGACAUGGAACCCCCGUUGAAAGGAGUGGCAGCCCGAUAUGAAAAGAUUUUAUCUGAAAACGAAUACUACGGGAAUAAAGCAGGACCGAAUUAGCUGCCCAUCAUUAUUUAUAGCAACGUUUAUAAAGACCUGGACUUUUUGCUGUGCCUAAUUUUUACAAUAAUUGUUAUCUUAAAAUUUAAAUAAAUUUUGUUCUUAA
Anthonomus grandis grandis is the source of this 1945-nucleotide messenger RNA. RefSeq lists its product as uncharacterized. Gene Ontology annotation, molecular function: actin binding; muscle alpha-actinin binding. Lineage: Eukaryota; Metazoa; Arthropoda; Insecta; Coleoptera; Curculionidae. The transcript is spliced from 13 exons. The coding region runs from base 103 to 1839 and encodes 578 amino acids. Gene Ontology annotation, biological process: muscle structure development; actin cytoskeleton organization. The record is from RefSeq and is a predicted model, not a curated record. Gene Ontology annotation, cellular component: stress fiber; adherens junction; Z disc.